UGAUGUGAAUGGUCAGGUCGAGGGGUUCGUUGUCGGGGAUGAAUGCGGUCUACCGUCAAGGUAACAGAACAAGAAAGACAAACAAGCGGACGGAUGAGAUGAGCAGGGACGAGAUUGCAAGGGUCGUGAAAGUUGGAUGCUAUGUGAGCGUGAUGACGAUGCUGUGCUGUAGUGAGAACGCUCCUGGCGUUCGAAUGUGCGAGAAGAGAGACUUGACUGCGAAGGCGGGGUCACUGCGAUGCCGGAUCGGACCAGAAUGAAGCGAGACAAUGCGAGGCGGAAGGUGAAGAAGAAAGUUGGGGGAUGGAGUCUACUUGGGUGCUCCUUAUAUAUUUCGCAGCUUCCUUUCACGCUUCCCUCGUUCGAUGACAGACCACUCGCGACCGCCUCGUCUCGCACUCCGCCAUUGCUUGAUCUGUGUCGGGUUCGGCGUUCCAGCGACUGAAAGCGUGAGAACGCAAAGAGCGCAUCGAUGCACGAAAACGCCAACAGUGAAUGCCGCAUAAGCCUGUCCCCAGAAAUAGCUUAACCCAUCUUGGGUCUUGAGUGAGUGAGUGACUUUGCGUCCACCAUGAUGUCACAGCUUGGAGGAACAGUGAGUAGUCUGAGUGGCAAGCAUGCAUGAUUGACCAGCAGGCGUUCUCAGGAAUGUUUGCAUACAUGCUGAGCCUUUUCAACAGCCCAAGGCUUGCAGCUGCUGGGCGUCAGGCGCCAGGGAGUUGUCGCGCAAGGGUGCCUGGCGUAUAUGCAGGUCCAGAACCUUGUACCUCGUAGCACCUCAUUUCUAACAUAUUGCUGGCGCUGGCGAGGAGAACAUCCGUGAUCACGAAGAAAG
Ceraceosorus bombacis is the source of this 835-nucleotide messenger RNA. The record is from the annotation of a GenBank genome assembly. Lineage: Eukaryota; Fungi; Basidiomycota; Exobasidiomycetes; Ceraceosorales; Ceraceosoraceae.